Rhodotorula toruloides NP11 is the source of this 1716-nucleotide messenger RNA. RefSeq names its product ERO1-like protein beta. Gene Ontology annotation, molecular function: FAD binding; thiol oxidase activity; protein-disulfide reductase activity. The transcript is spliced from 9 exons. Gene Ontology annotation, biological process: protein folding in endoplasmic reticulum. NCBI's taxonomy places the organism in Eukaryota, Fungi, Basidiomycota, Microbotryomycetes, Sporidiobolales, Sporidiobolaceae. Gene Ontology annotation, cellular component: endoplasmic reticulum; endoplasmic reticulum membrane. Bases 1 to 1716 code for a protein of 571 amino acids. The record is from RefSeq and is a predicted model, not a curated record.
AUGCGACGACCACGCAUCGCUUCACCCGCCUCGGCAGCCCUCGUCGUCCUCUCGCUCUCGUCGCUCGCAUCCGCCUCCUCACUCGACACCUCCCCCUCCCGCUCGUCCUCCUCCCAGAAUUCGAACGAACCCCGCGUAGGAUUCCUCCAAGACGUCCUCUCAUCCCGCACAGCCGGUCAAAACUACUGCAAGCCGACGGGACAGAUUCACGAUGCGUGUUGCGACUACGAGACGGUGGAGAGCGUCAAUGAGGACUUGUUUGGGAGGUUGCACGAGCUGGUUGCGGAGCCGUACUUUCGGUACCACAAGGUUGACUUGGCGAAGGAAUGCCCGUUCUGGGAGGAAGACGGCAGCUGCAUGAACCGCGCGUGCGGCGUAGAGACGACCGACGAGGACCAUAUCCCCGAGGCGUGGCGCUCGUCGACGCUGGGAAAGCUGAACCGGACGAGCGCAAGAACGUCCUCCCCCGCCGGCUGUAAGGAGAUCAGCGACUCGGACUUUUGCGUCCUCGAAGACGAACUCGACUCCGAGGGCGUCUACGUCGACCUCCUCCUCAACCCCGAACGUUUCACAGGCUACGCCGGCCCGUCCUCCUCGCGCGUCUGGCAAUCCAUCUACCUCGAAAACUGUUUCUCGCCCGUCCCUUAUAUCGAUCCGUCCCGGCCGAGCUGGGAAGGAGGGAGCGGGUACGCGGAUGUUAGUGCGUUCACUGGGGGAGGGGCAGGAGGUUUGGGAGGACUGAGGAUGGGAGGAUGGGGAGAGGGAGAGAAGAGGUUGAUGGGGAGCUUGGCGGGACCGAAGGAUCCGACUGAGGAGGUCUGUUUGGAGAAGAGGGUGUUUUACCGCGUCAUCUCCGGUCUCCACGCGUCUAUCUCGGUUCACAUUUGCGACGACUACCUCGACCAAUCAACCGGUCUCUGGUCCCCGAACCUAGACUGCUUCAUAACCCGCAUAGGCCAACACCCCGAACGCCUCGAAAACAUGUACUUCACCUACGUCCUCCUCCUCCGCGCCCUCUCGCGCGCCGGUCCGCAGUUGGUCCAGACGCUCGAGGCGACGCAUGCGGCGCGGAACGAGGUGGAGGGGUUGAGAGGGUUGGUGAGCGUCGCGGGAGGGUGCCCGAGCACGUUUGAUGAGAGUACGAUGUUUAGCGGGGGCAAGGAGGCGCAGGAUGUGAGGGUGGAACAGCUCCUCAAAGACGAGUUCAAAGCGCACUUCCGCAACGUCUCGCGCAUCAUGGACUGCGUCGGCUGCGACAAAUGUCGACUCUGGGGCAAGAUGCAAAUCACCGGCCUCGGGACCGCCCUCAAACUUCUCUUCUCCUCCGACUCAGAGGACGGGGAAGAGGUCGUGUUGAGCAGGAGCGAGGUCGUGGCGUUUGUCAAUACGCUUCAUAGGUUGAGCGAGAGUUUGGCUGCGGUCGAUCGGUUUAGGACGCUUUGGGCGCACCGGAACGACGCAAAGCAGGCGCCGUCGUCCUCGGUAUCCGAACCAGUCUCGGCAUCGGCAUCACGGCCACUCGCCUCGUCCCGACCCUCCUCACUCUCCACUCCUUCGCCCUCUCCUCCGCCCAUCGCGCAAAACACGAACGCCUCCCUCCCCGCCCUCGCGACCAAAGUCUGGACCCGCCUUCUAGGAUGGUGCGAAGGCCGUUGGAGCAAGUGCGUCGAGUUAGUUGUCGGCGGCGGAUCUGGAGCGUCGAGGGACGAGUUGUGA